This is a messenger RNA of Penicillium atrosanguineum, 1056 nucleotides long. RefSeq names its product zinc-binding alcohol dehydrogenase family protein. The transcript has 2 exons. The record is from RefSeq and is a predicted model, not a curated record. Bases 1 to 1056 code for a protein of 351 amino acids. NCBI's taxonomy places the organism in Eukaryota, Fungi, Ascomycota, Eurotiomycetes, Eurotiales, Aspergillaceae. Gene Ontology annotation, molecular function: oxidoreductase activity, acting on NAD(P)H.
AUGGCUACUACUAUGAAGGCUCUUGUUGGUGCUGAAUCAGGCGGCUACCGUCUAGCCGAGGAUAUCAAUAUCCCCGUUCCGCAACAAGGCUCGAUGUUAGUCCAGGUGCAUGCAGUCGCUUUAAACCCACGAGACGCAAAGAUUGUCGAUUUCUCCAAUUCCCCCGGGUCCCUCGGCGGCUGUGACUUUGCCGGAAUUGUUAAAGAGGUGGGUGAAGGCGUGACGCGGUUCAAAGAGGGUGACCGUGUACUCGCCGUUACCUUUGGCUCAAAUGCCUCAGAUAAGACGAAAGGUGCCUUUGCUGAGUUCGCGUUGGCAGAAGAGGACAUCAGCUGCCACAUACCCGAGGCCUUCACCUUCACGCAAGCAUGUUCGAUCGGACUUUCGAUGGCUACGGCCGGUUUGGCAAUUUUUCAGGCCCCCGGACUGGAGCUGUCCAUGCAAGGGGGAAAGGGGGAGGCCGUGCUGGUCUCGGGAGGUGCUACGGCCACAGGGACCAUGGCAACGCAGAUAUUGAGGAUGGCCGGAUAUACACCCAUCGUCACCUGCUCGCCUGCCAACAACGCUCUGUGCCAGUCUUAUGGCGCUGCAGCCUGCUUCGACUACCAUUCUUCCGCCUGCGGGGCUGAUAUCCGUGUGCAGAGUGACGACAGUCUAGGGUACGUCCUGGACUGUGUCACCGACACUGCCACCAUGAAGAUGUGUUAUGAAGCCAUCGGUUCUUCCGGUGGCAGCUACAUCGCACUCGAGACAAUCGCCACCACUGUCAAGUACACGCGGAGGGAUGUUCGUGCGGACUGGUUUCUGGCCGAUGCCAUAAUGGGGACCGGAGUCCAGAUGGCAGGAACUUAUGGGCGCCCUCCCUCGCUCGAGCUCAGGCAGUUUGGUAAGCGGCUAUUUGCCCUGGUUGAGAACUGGUUACACGAUGGGAGCAUCAGACAUCAUCCCCUGGAAAUCCAGGAUGGCGGCUUGGCAAACAUGCCUCAGACUCUCGACGACAUGAAACGCGGAAAUGUGCAUGCGAAGAAGCUGGUAGUGCCGAUUCUGGGACAUUAG